This is a messenger RNA of Micropterus salmoides (largemouth bass), 2184 nucleotides long. RefSeq lists its product as uncharacterized. The transcript is spliced from 5 exons. NCBI's taxonomy places the organism in Eukaryota, Metazoa, Chordata, Actinopteri, Centrarchiformes, Centrarchidae. The record is from RefSeq and is a predicted model, not a curated record. The coding region runs from base 1006 to 1773 and encodes 255 amino acids.
GGAAGGUGGGAUCUGUCAUAUGAAACCAGCACGGAGAAUAUAGCGUCAAACUCACAAGCCUAGGAGGCAUGGCCAGAUAGCACGGAGAAAAGGGCGUCGGUCUCGGUUUUAUCCUGUCUCGGAGAAAUAUGCGCAGAUCCCCCCCUCCAGAGGAAGGGCCAACCAGCCCGGAGAAAAUGGCGUCGGUCUCAGUUUUAUCCUGUCUCGGAGAAAUAUGCGCAGAUCCCCCCCUCCAGAGGUAGGGCCAACCAGCCCGGAGAAAAGGGCGUCGGUCUCAGUUUUAUCCUGUCUCGGAGAAAUAUGCGCAGAUCCCCCCCUCCAGAGGAAGGGCCAACCAGCCCGGAGAAAAUGGCGUCGGUCUCAGUUUUAUCCUGUCUCGGAGAAAUAUGCGCAGAUCCCCCCCUCCAGAGGAAGGGCCAACCAGCCCGGAGAAAAUGGCGUCGGUCUCAGUUUUAUCCUGUCUCGGAGAAAUAUGCGCAGAUCCCCCCCUCCAGAGGUAGGGCCAACCAGCCCGGAGAAAAGGGCGUCGGUCUCAGUUUUAUCCUGUCUCGGAGAAAUAUGCGCAGAUCCCCCCCUCCAGAGGAAGGGCCAACCAGCCCGGAGAAAAUGGCGUCGGUCUCAGUUUUAUCCUGUCUCGGAGAAAUAUGCGCAGAUCCCCCCCUCCAGAGGAAGGGCCAACCAGCCCGGAGAAAAGGGCGUCGGUCUCGGUUUUAUCCUGGCGGAGAAAUACGCGCAGAUGGGGGGAUCAGAGUGUUCAGUGUAGACAAAACGUAGCAAAACGGUUUCAUAUGACAGAUCCCACCUUCCAGAGAGAAAUAACCGCAGAUGGGUGGGCUAUGGGUGGAGCCAAAUCAUAUAAAAGCGAGACAGGUCUCCAGCUAAACCAAAACCUUUCCUGCUACCUGCUGUCAGCACUGAAUAGCUGGACGGACACGUUUUUCUGCUGAGGACUCUGGACGCUCAUCGGUGAAAUCGCAUCACAUUUCACUCUGGAUUGACUUGAUUAUGGAAGGGACACUAAAUCUCCUGAGUGUUUUACUGUUUGCGGUAAUUGUCAGAGGAGAGCCUCCUGCCAUGUACCAGGCUCAGCUGAUAAAGGCAGCAGAAGGUGAUAAUGUGACUCUUCAGUGUCGUCUGGAUCCUCCCGUCAACCUGUCUGCUUUCACCGUGGACUGGACGAGACUUGAGAACAAGGAUAUCGUCCACGUCUAUCGUCAUCAACAGGACGAUCCUGAUCCACAGACGGAUCAAUACAGAGGCAGGACGACUCUCCUCCAUGAAGACCUGAUCAGAGGAGUCCUGACUCUGCACAUCUCCUCAGUGAAGCUGUCUGACAGAGGACUUUACAAAGGCUUUGUCCCAAAGCUGAAGACCAGCUGUGUUGUUGACCUCAUUGUUGAAACGGUGGGAAAAGACCAGCAGAACGAGACAAAGAGAGAUGAUUCCAGCACAACUGGACCUCCAGAGGAAGAAGAGACCGAGCCAGACGGUCGUGGUGGUGGAAACAGGAACCGUGGCCGUGCUGGGAUCAUUUCCAGCGUUGUCUUAUUCAUUCUCUGCCUCGUCGUUUUUGGUGUUCUGCUUCUGAGGAAGAAAAUAACAAUGCAGUGUGUGAAGAGGAUCGGAGUAAGGAAGGAGCAAAAACCAGAGACGGCGUCAAACGGAUCUGAAGGGAAAAAGCUGAACACUCAAGCAGCGUUCUACACAUCUCAGGCAGCAAUAAUGACUCCAUCUGGUCCAGAUACUCACUACUGGAAAAGGAACUUUCCAUAGAUCUUCUGAGCCAGUCAACAAUUAGACCACAACAAAAUCCUGUCAAAUAUUUAUACAGGAGAACAUCAGUCAGUUUCUAUGCAUUGAUAAAAUGAAAAGUCCAGACUCCUGGGCCCAAAUAUGCAGGAAUAUUUCACACAUGCCUAAAAAUUGUUAGUGAAGUCAGACUGUUCAAAAUGUGAAAGUGCCCAGAGGAUGAUCUGUUUUCAUGAUCCUCCUACUUUUCCUCUGGCGCCACCAUCAGGUUGACUUUGAGGUUUCAAGUAAAAUACCUCAACAGCUAUUGGAUGGAUUUCCAUGAAACACCAUGCUGACUUGAGCGUUUAGCUCAAAGCACCACUGAGCCUUAAAACAGCUGCGUGGCUUUAGACUGAUACUGAAAGAAAAUAAUAAAAUGCAUUUCCUUCUUUA